This is a messenger RNA of Drosophila navojoa, 864 nucleotides long. RefSeq lists its product as uncharacterized. Gene Ontology annotation, molecular function: ubiquitin-protein transferase activity. Gene Ontology annotation, biological process: interstrand cross-link repair; protein ubiquitination. Gene Ontology annotation, cellular component: nucleus. The record is from RefSeq and is a predicted model, not a curated record. Lineage: Eukaryota; Metazoa; Arthropoda; Insecta; Diptera; Drosophilidae.
AGAAAUAAAAAUCAGAUUUAAGUCCUCUCAAGUACAUCUAAGAGCGGAAAUCAGUCUAGCAAUGGCACCAAAACGUCACAAGACUUCUGGGGGUCCGCCAGCCAAGGCAGCUCGUGGGUUGGAGACUGCUGGCAAAGCUCGCCAAGAGCUGGAGAAUCUGCUUGUUGAACGCAAUCAGCUCAAGUCGAAGCUAUCGACUGCCGUCACCGAAAUCGAGAUGCUAAAGGCUUCUACCAAGAAAUUGGAUGAGAGCUACAAUAGUUGCGUCCAAGGACUGUUGAUCGGCAUGGAGGCGAUGACUAAGUUGUUGACCUCGGGCAAGCAUCAUCUGCCGCAGCGCCAGGUGCAUACUGUUAGCAACAAGCUGCAAGAUGUGGUAAAUAAGGUAAAGGAUCUGUCCGUCACGUUGGCCGAGACGCAGAUCCCGUGUCAAACCGGAACCAGUGCCGAGCGUGAGGAAAUCGAAAGCUUGCUUCUCACACAAAAUAUGCUCUUUGAAGAGUUUGAGGAGAAGCUGUUCGAGAAGGAGCAGACUUGCCGCGACCUGCAAUACGAUAUGGAGCAGCAGGAGGAGACCCAUUUGAAGGAAAUCGAUGAACUGAAGAAUCAAAUCGAAGAACUUAAUGCAAGUCGUGUCGAUCCCUCUUACAGAACUUGCUCCAUCUGCCUGGAGCCGUGGAGCUCGUCGGGCAGCCACCGUGUGACCGCACUGAUCUGUGGCCACGUCUUCGGAGAUAUGUGCAUCAGGGAGCAUCUGAUUGGCGCCUCGGAGUGCCCCAUGUGCCGCACGCCUGCCGACAUCGCGGACUUGCGUUAUCUGUUCCUUGAAACCCCCUUUACUGAAUAAUAAUUCCUAUUCAGAUG